Messenger RNA from Spirodela intermedia, 1235 nucleotides. NCBI's taxonomy places the organism in Eukaryota, Viridiplantae, Streptophyta, Magnoliopsida, Alismatales, Araceae. The record is from the annotation of a GenBank genome assembly.
AUGGGGAGGCAACCUUGCUGCGAUAAAGUGGGGCUCAAGAAGGGGCCAUGGACUUCCGAGGAGGACAAGAAGCUCAUCAACUUCAUCCUCACCAAUGGGCAUUGCUGCUGGAGGGCUGUUCCAAAGCUUGCCGGUCGGUGUUUCCUCUCUCUCUCUCUCUCUCUAGGAUAACUGCCUACUGGGUUGUUUUUUUGGAGGAAAGCCAUCUCUUUUUCGACGCACUCAUCAGGACAUUGUUUAUGGUGCUCGAUUGAUCUGGGAGUUCAUAGUUUCCUCUCUCCCAUUAAAAAAAAAGGACAACCUUGGGAACUGCGUGGUAUCAGAAAGGCGUCUUUCAAGUGUGCUUCUUCCUAAUACCUCAUUUAGACGACAAAAACGGACCAUCGGGGCCCAUGGCUAAUGGGGCUACUUCUUCCUUCUGAACCCUCGUGACGGGAAACCUUCAUCCUGCCGCAGGGCUCUUGAGGUGUGGGAAGAGCUGCAGGCUACGGUGGACCAACUAUCUCCGGCCGGACUUGAAGAGAGGCCUCCUAUCAGAGUCUGAGGAGCAGAUUGUUAUCGACCUUCACGCAAAGCUCGGCAACAGGUUCUUCCUCGCUGCCCUCCUCGUCGUGGCUGUUCUUCGCCGUCUUUUGCUGUACACAAAAGGUGUAUUUAUUUAUCGAUUGCGUCGGUGAAGGUGGUCGAAGAUCGCAGCGAAUCUCCCCGGAAGAACCGACAACGAGAUCAAGAACCACUGGAACACCCACAUCAAGAAGAAGCUGAAGAAGAUGGGGAUCGACCCGCAAACCCACAAGCCCCUCGACUCGUGCGACGGGGGUGGCCAGAGAGGAGAAGAACAAAUGGCUGAAGUGGGUGCGGGCGCCGAGACGGCCUCCAAGAAGUUUCCGAGGUCAACGGGGGAGGUGGAUGAGGAGUGGAAAUCUCAGAGCUUCUGCACAGACGAGGUGCCCGUGAUUCUCCCCGAGGAGAUGAUGGUUCCUCCGGCCUCGACUGUUACCUCAAUCUCCCCCUCUUCCCCCUCCUCCUCCUCAAUUAACUCGGCGAAGGUCGAGGAAAACCAACUGGCCUGUAUAAACUGGUCAGAGUCCAUCCCCUGGUGGAUCUUGGAUGAGAGUGAAGGAUGGGACUUGCUCUGGGACCACAGUGAGGGUGGACUGGCCGUGGAGGACCCUUUCAGCGACUAUGGGAGCUCCGUCCUUGAUCAAGACUCCUGGAGUUUCUCUCUCCAGUGA